CGGGGGCCGCCAUCUUUGUUUUCCUCCUCUGCUAGCGCCGCGGCGGGGCCCGAGCGAGGCCGGGCCGGGGCAACGAUGCUGGCCUCCCUGCUGUCCAGACCUCCGCCUCCGGGCCUCGCCCGGCUCCUGAGGGCCCGGCCGCCGCCCCCGCGGCCCUCCCGUGGCGCCUCGGCGCGGACAGACCCGGCGGGCGAAGGCGGGGCCGCUGGGGGGCGCAGGGAGCCGCAGUACCCGGGAGCGGCCGCUAGGGGGCGCGGGGCGGCACAGCUGCAAUCCCAGCGCGCGGCCACCAGCGCCCAGGGGCUGCAGCUGCAGUGUCUGCGGGCAGCCGCGAGGGGGCGCAGGGAGCUGGAGGGGCUGCAGGAGCUGGGCAUGGGCAUGGGCAUGGGUGAGUUCAGGCUGCCAGAGCUGCAGGAGGUGGGCCCAUGCACCACAGGGGCCAGGGCACCAGAGCUGCUGUUCUUAGCUGCACCCAGCCGGGAGCUGGAGCUGCAGUACCCAGGACCGGCUGCGGAGUGGCGGCUUCGUCUCAGACCAGACCCCACGGGGCACCAGAAGAAGAGGGAGAGCUGGACUUGCCGGGCCGGGCUUCCUGCGUUUGCUGCUGCACUGGUGUAUUGCUACAGCAAGGGCCACGCGUCCAAGGAAGAUGCCCUGUUGGAAGCCGCAAGGAUCAACAACGUUUCAGAAGUCGACAGGUUGUUGUUGGAAGGCACCAAUGUGAAUGCUAGGCACAAGCUUGGCUGGACAGCCCUCAUGGUAGCAGCUAUAAACAGAAAUUCUAGUGUGAUAAAGAUCCUCCUUGCAGCUGGUGCUGACCCAAACCUUGGAGAUGAAUUCAACAGCGUGUAUGAGACUGCCAAAGAAAAGGGACUCCAUUCAUUGGAAGUUCUGGUAACCCGGGAGGAUGAUUUCAACAACCGCCUGAACAACCGAGCCAGUUUCAAGGGAUGCACGGCUCUGCAUUACGCUGUGCUCGCUGACGACUACGUGACUGUCAAAUUGCUGCUAGACGGAGGUGCCAGCCCCCUGCAGAGGAAUGAAAUGGGGCACACACCACUGGAUUAUGCCCGUGACGGGGAGGUCAUGAAACUUCUGAAAGCGUCGGAAACAAAGUUCCAGGAGGAGCAGCGUAAAAGAGAGUUAGAGGAACGACGCAGAUUUCCACUGGAGCAGCGGCUAAAAGAGCAUAUCAUUGGGCAAGAGAAUGCCAUAGCAACAGUGGGAGCUGCAAUUCGGAGAAAGGAAAAUGGCUGGUACGACGAAGAACAUCCCCUGGUUUUUCUGUUCUUGGGAUCAUCAGGAAUAGGUAAAACAGAGUUGGCCAAACAGACAGCCAAGUACAUGCACAAAGAUGCCAAGAAGGGUUUCAUUAGACUGGACAUGUCAGAGUUCCAGGAAAGGCAUGAGGUUGCCAAAUUUAUUGGCUCUCCGCCAGGCUACGUUGGCCAUGAAGAAGGUGGGCAGCUAACCAAGAAGCUAAAACAGUGCCCAAAUGCUGUGGUCCUCUUUGACGAGGUGGACAAAGCCCAUCCAGAUGUUCUCACCAUUAUGCUGCAGCUCUUUGAUGAAGGCAGGCUGACGGAUGGGAAGGGAAAGACCAUUGACUGCAAGGAUGCCAUCUUCAUCAUGACCUCCAACGUGGCAAGUGAUGAGAUAGCCCAGCAUGCCCUGCAGCUCAGACAGGAGGCCUUGGAAAUGAGCAGGAACAGGAUUGCCGAAAACCUAGAUGAUGUCCAGAUGACUGACAAGAUAACCAUCUCGAAGCAAUUCAAGGAGAACGUUAUUCGCCCAAUCUUAAAGGCUCACUUCCGAAGAGAUGAGUUUCUGGGAAGGAUCAACGAGAUCGUUUAUUUUCUCCCGUUCUGUCACUCGGAGCUGAUCCAGCUGGUCAGCAAGGAGCUGAGCUUUUGGGCCAAGAGGGCCAAAGUGAGACACAACAUCACUUUGCUGUGGGACAGGGAGGUGAUGGAUGUGCUGGCCGACGGCUACAAUCUGCACUAUGGCGCCCGGUCUAUUAAACACGAGGUGGAGCGUCGUGUUGUGAACCAAUUAGCUGCCGCCUACGAGCAGGACCUUCUGCCAAGAGGCUGCACCUUGCGAAUCACGGUGGACGAUUCGGACAAACAACUGCUGAAAACCAAGGACAGCUCCUCCCCUGAGGAGGAGGAGAGGAAGGCCCCGACGCUGCGGCUGGAGAUAGUCGAGAAGGACAGCAAAAGCCGAAAACUGGACAUCCAGGCUCCCGUGAGCCCUGAGGAAAUGUCCUUUAUGUUAUAGGCACAGGGAACGCCUCGCACACCACGUUCAGCCAAAACGGCCCACGGCGGCACGCUUCCGGUUGUACUGGUCAUCAAUAAAAUAACCACGAGACACGGAAUUUGCAAAAUGGCCCAUCAAUGAGUAAGGACAAUGGUGGUGGAUCCCGGCCCCCGGAACUGGAGGGUGGGGUUCUGGAAGGUGACGCUCUCUUUUUUUUUUUUUUUUGUUAUUGACUCUCCUAGGCAGGAGAGACCAUAGGCUAACUCUCCUGUGUCUGCACUGAGUCAGGGUCGGACACCUCCAUCGCAGGCUAGAGCCCUAGCCACUGUCCCAGUGACGCACCAUGCUGCCAUUCAGUUUACCUGAAGGAUGUGGAGAGGGGGUGGAUAUAUUGCAGCAUGGAAACUGUUCAAGUCAGAGGAAGUACGUAGGGGUUUUCAAAGAGGAAGUUAAGGCACAUUCCAAGUCAGACCAGCUGUAGCGAGUCUGGCUCCGGUAAGAAUUUCUGGAGAGAACAGAGGUGUAUGGACAGCUAACCGCAGAAUGUGCAGGGAUGGCUUUGCAGCUGAGAGGAGCCAUGUCAGAUGCUUGACUUUGUGACGGCUUGGUUUUCACAGUCCGCGUGUGCCCCCCGGCCCCAUGGGCUUCAGACACAUGGUUUAAUUUAUUUCAAUAAAAUUCAAAAUCUUUAUAUGGCAUCCUGCUUCCUAGCAAGGGUGGAGGGAUUGCAAUUGGUAGGAAGGAAAUGGGGAUUUCCCCUCCCUUAUGAACAGGAGCAAGUGGUGUAAUGGUUGACUACAGUAACUUACCUGUCUGUGAAACCCCUCCCUUGCCAGCUCUCAAAUGGGAACCAUGAAUAAUAGAGACGAGUUUCCAUCUUUCAGUCCUGGCCUGGUGAGAUCAUGGUAUAAACCCAUUCACUGAAUGCUGAUGCUGUUCCUCACGCUUCCGUCUCUCUGCCGCUGGCUAGAUGGUCUCUGCUCUGCGGGUCGCCUUUCUGGCAAAUAUUAAAUAUUUCAGUGUUAACCUAAACGUCUUCGCUGUCUGCGAUGUCAGAGCUCAGAGCAAAGUUCCCCGGGCCAGACAAAUUGAAAGAUGCAUUGUCUGUUACAAGUAAAAAUUGGAUUUGUUCCCUGA
This is a messenger RNA of Trachemys scripta elegans, 3399 nucleotides long. RefSeq names its product caseinolytic mitochondrial matrix peptidase chaperone subunit B (gene CLPB). Gene Ontology annotation, molecular function: ATP binding; protein binding; ATP hydrolysis activity. The transcript is spliced from 16 exons. Gene Ontology annotation, cellular component: mitochondrion; cytoplasm. Gene Ontology annotation, biological process: cellular response to heat. The record is from RefSeq and is a predicted model, not a curated record. NCBI's taxonomy places the organism in Eukaryota, Metazoa, Chordata, Testudines, Emydidae. Bases 76 to 2280 code for a protein of 734 amino acids.